AAUUUUAUUUAAUUAAUAGAUUUAAUGAAAUUUAACAUUCCUUUGAAUUUCACAAUUUCGAGGUGAAAAACCUAAGAAUAUAACAGGGUAUUUCUUAAUAAAUUCCUUUCUUGGACAAACAGUUUGUUGACCUUUGGAGAAAUAUCUAGAAAAUAUAAAAGAAUAAAUUGCCCAAUAUAAGGAGUGGUGCAUCCAAGUCACUGAACUCGGAUCACGCCACUGCCUAAAUCUGCAAGCUUGCAGAAUUGGCUUGGCAACAGUCAAGUGCAAUAAACUUAACAUACGAUUUCCCCACUAAAUCGUCUUUCAAUAAAAUUGAUUGACACUGGGAAAUCUGGGCAGUUUAAGCCAGGCCGUUGUAGCCGGCAGUUAGCCCGGGCAGUUUGGGCCCGCAGUUUAGUCCAGGUCGUAGUCACCUGUAGUUGUAGCCGGCAGUUUUGGCCAGGCAAUUCUAAGUCCGGCAAUCGGCCGUGUUCAAUUAAAUUUUGUAAUCCCUGAGCAAGGGAUUUCCUUAGAAGUUAACGGGUUUAAUAAAAAGUUUGAUCAGAAAAGUGAAUUUGAAUUGAGAAUAAAAAUAUAAAGAAAUAAAAAGUAAAGAAAGGUUGAAUUUAAAAGUUAUAUUGAGAAUAAUAAAAGUGACAAGUGAAAAAGUAAAAUAAUUAAAAGAAAAUAUAGAAAAUAAAGUCUUUAUUUUGUGCAAUAAAAGGAAUAUUAAGGUUCAAGACGAAAUAUCAAUCUAGUGAACCUAGAUUGGGUAUUUCUUUAGUUUUUCGGAGAUACAACGCGAAAUUUACGAAGUCAGAACGUGUCAUUGGAUUAAUAUUUCAAGGAGAUCGAAUUACUGAGUAUGACAAUUUUCGAGUUCGAUAAAAGAUUCAGCGCUUUUGGUUCGGAUUUUAUUUACUACGAUUAUAACGAACCCUUAAAUUUUCCUUCACAAUUAAAGGAAAAUUACGAUUUAGUAAUAACAGAUCCGCCUUUCUUGUCUGAAGAAUGUUUCACGAAAACUGCUUCAACAAUCAAAUCAAUAGCGAAAGAAAAAAUUAUAGUCUGCACAGGUGCAAUUAUGGAAGAACACGUUGAAAAAUUAUUGAAUUUAAAAAAAUGUGAAUUCUUACCAAAACAUAAAAAUAAUCUAGCAAACGAAUUUUUCUGUUACGCAAAUUUCAGUCUCGAUAAAUAUUUGAAAUAAAUAAUUUUAUAAAUA
This is a messenger RNA of Leptopilina heterotoma, 1207 nucleotides long. RefSeq names its product EEF1A lysine methyltransferase 1-like. The transcript is spliced from 3 exons. Lineage: Eukaryota; Metazoa; Arthropoda; Insecta; Hymenoptera; Figitidae. The record is from RefSeq and is a predicted model, not a curated record. Gene Ontology annotation, molecular function: nucleic acid binding; protein-lysine N-methyltransferase activity. Gene Ontology annotation, biological process: methylation. Bases 848 to 1192 code for a protein of 114 amino acids.